UCAUGUGUUGCUGUCCAUCUUGAAAUAAUUGAAACUGUCACUGCAGCUCAUCGACAGACCAUAAGGUGGUUAAUUUAAUCAAUUAAUAAAACAUUUAAUAAUUAUUUGAUGUAUUUAGUGAUUUCAUUUUGGCACUCUCGUCGCUCCACAGCGGUGGUCUCACCGCCGAGCACAGGAAAGGUGUCCGUGCAGAUGCCUGAUCGAAACACAGCAGAGGGCAAUAAAUGUUGUGAGGAAUCAUUUGAGUGUCCCGUUUCAAUCUGUAUCUUCUCCGAUGACGUAUUCAUGGAUGAAGUCGGACAGAAACGUAAGCGGCGUGAUUAUGAAAGGUGGUCGGCGGUGAUCGAUUGUGCCCAGGCCCGGUUUCAGCUCCGCCGAGCCUGCAGUUUAUUUUAAAGAAGAGAGCAAAGACACGGACACCAUCAUGAACGAGGUGGAUUAUCUCCAUCAGCUGAAUGCCGACAGUCUGCCUGAGGAGAAGCCCGAGAUUAAACGGCAGCAGGAUGCUGAAACGAGCCAAAGCGCCGUGUUACCUGAAGACGUCCGGCAGCUGCUGGUAAUUAAAGAAGUUCCUCAAGAUUGGAGCCCCGGGCGGGACCUGCAAGCCGCCGAGUUCCUCCACAUAAAGCAGGAGCAGGAGGAACCCUGGAGCAGUGAGGAGGGACAGCAGAUCAAUGGGCUGGAGGAGGCCAAUCUCAGCAGGUUACCGUUCACUAUUGUUACUGUGAAGACUGAAGAUGAUGACGAUGAAGAGAAGCCUCAGUGCUCAUAUCGUCAUCAAAGCCAAACAGAAGAAUCCACACAGACUGAGCCGCCUAUCGGCUGCUUAGCUAAACAGAUCAAAACGGAAAUUGAGGAAGAUGCGUAUGGACGACUGGAAUCAGCCUGGAGCCCGGAUCUAAAUUGUCAUUUAUUAGUAAAUAAUAAGAAAAAGGCUUUAGACUCUUCAGAGACUGAAGUCAGCUAUGAAGAUGAGGAGGAGGAGGAUGUUUGGCAGGAACCUCUGUCAGAUUCUGGACCUGAAACUGAAGUGGGUGGUAUAGCGUGGAAGGAGAGCGUUGCAACUGGGCCUCAGUUUGUCGGUGAUGUUUGCGUUAAAACAUUUACACAACCGGAAACUCAGAAGCGACAAAGCCGAGGAGAGAAAUCACUGGCUUGUGGUGUUUGCGGUAAAACCUUCAGCUGCAAUACACAUCUGAAGAGACACAUGACUGUCCACACGGGAGAGAAACCCUUUAGCUGCGAAGCUUGUGGAAAAAGAUUUGGACUUGAGUUUACUCUUAAAACGCACAUGAGAGUCCACACAGGAGAGAAGCCGUUUGGUUGUGAAGACUGUGGAAAAACAUUUAGUCGGAACACUCAUCUUAAAAAUCACAUGCGAGUACACACACAGGAGAAACCAUUUAGUUGUGAUGCUUGUGGAAAGACAUUUAAAUUUAAGUAUAGUUUUAAAGUACACAUGAGGGUCCACACAGGCGAGAGACCUUUUGGCUGUAGUGUUUGUGGUAAGGGGUUUACAGAACACGAAGGUCUGAAAAGACACAUGAGAAUCCACACAGGGGAGAAACCAUUUGGUUGUGAUAUAUGUGGGAAAAGAUUUGGACACCAGAAUGCUCUUAAAAGACACACGAGCGUCCACACAGGUGAGAAACCGUUUGGAUGCGAUAUUUGUGGAAAAAGAUUUAACCGCAGCACACGAUUUAAGGAGCACUUAAGAGGCCACACGGGAGAAAAACUGUUUGGCUGUGACGAGUGUGGGAAAACAUUUAGUUCCAAUACACGACUUAAGAGACACAUGAGCAUCCACAGGAGAGACAAACUGUUUUUGUGUGGCAUUUGUGGUGAAAAAUGUUCAACAUCCGAACAGCUUAAGCAGCAUGAAAGUUCGCACAUGUUACUGCAGAUAGAUACUGUAACACUGUACUGUGAGAGCAGGAUGGCUAAAAGAAAGGCCAGUCCUGAAAGGAAGACCCCCGUAAAAAGGAGGAGGGUCACUGAGGAGGCUGCUCCUUCCACCAGCUCAGACACUCAUGAGGUCAAAGGAGUGAAGCGUAAGCUCCAGCAAGAUGCAGCCGGCACAACCAGUCCAGCAAAGAAGUCGAAACUUGCUGAGCCUACGAGCGGUGACGAGGAGCAAGCGUCUUCCUCCUUGGACGCUGGUAAAGACUGCAGUCAAAGCACAAAUGGGUGCAUGAAGAAUGGUAAAAGGAAGGCUGCAGGAGACAGCAAAGAGCCACCCGAGAGAAGGAAAAGGGACAAAACCAAACACAGCGCCCAAAAUUCAGCAGCUGACCAGAGACGUGAAUUCCAGGCCAGAUACGUGGAGGAGCACCAUCUUGGAGGAGGCGGCUGUGGAGCAGUGUUUGCUGGCUACCGGAUAACGGAUCAUUUCCCAAUAGCCAUCAAACACAUUCCAAAGGACAGAAUCCCCAUCAAAGUGAGGGAUGAAAACGGGAAGCUGGUCUCAGUGGAAGUGGCCAUUAUGCUGAAGCUUGCAGCUGAAGCAGACGGAUCAGUGGGAACGUCAGCACCCGUGUCUCUGCUGGACUGGUUUGACCUCGGCACAGAGCUGAUCCUGGUGCUGGAGAGACCUGUCCCCGCUGUGGACCUGCAUGAUUACAUAACAGAAAAUGGAGGAUGUUUACCAGAGGAAAAGGCCAAGGUCAUUCUGAAGCAGCUGGUCGAUGCAGCAAAGGACCUGGAGGAUAAGCACAUCUUUCACCGGGACAUCAAGAGUGAGAACAUUCUGAUUGAGACCGGCUCAGAUGUGCCUCGUGUUCGUAUCAUCGACUUUGGACUGAGCUGCUUUGCUAAGGCGCGAUCGCUGUACCGCGUCUUCUACGGUACACCUAUUCACACCCCUCCCGAAUGUUACGGAUGCAAGAAAUACAAGGCUGGACCCACCACGGUGUGGCAAAUGGGAGUGGUGCUGUAUGAAGCGCUUCAUGUGGGGGACUUUAAUACCGUGACGUUCCUCCAAAAGGAAUUGAUAUUCAACAAGGAUCUGUCUCCACGAAGAAUGAGCGCCCUGUCCGAGUCCGUCCUCAUCUCCAGUAAUACAACUAUUGAUGAGGUCGUACAGAAGUGUGAAUACACGGAAAUCGAUCUUCUGAUCGAGUCGCCUGGUUCAAUUCAAACGAGCUUACAGUUGAUUUUAAAGACGAGAACAAUGAAUGAAGCGGAUUAUCGUCAACGUAACGGCACCGAGAGUCAGCCUUUUGAAGGAAAGCCGCAGAUCAAACCGCAUCAGCUGCAGAAUGCUGAUAUCAACCAAACUACCGAGUUUCCUGCUGAUGUCCAACAGCUGUUGGUGAUUAAAGAAGAGGUUCCCCCAGAAUGGAGCCCCUCUGAGGACCAGUGGUCCCAAGAGCCCCUGCGCAUAAAGGGGGAGCGUGAGGAACUGUGCACCACUCAAACAGCAGAACACCUUAAAGGGCUGGAGGACGCUGAUACCAGCAGGCUCCCAUUCACUGCUGCUCCUGUGAAGAGUGAAGAUGGUGAAGAGAAACCUAAUCCUUCAGAGCUUCAUCAUCAUCAAACAGUUAAACAAAUAAAAACUGAGACUGAUGGAGACGACUGUGGAGGACCAGAAUCAGCCAGAAACCUUGAUACAAAAACUACUUUACAACCUAAUGAAGUGGAAAAUGAUUCAGACUCCUCUGAGACUGAACUCAGUAACGAUGGCGAUGAAUGGCAGGGACCUUUGUCAGAUUUUAGACCUGAAACUGAAGACAGUGACAAUGGCUGGGAGGCAAGCAGGUCACCUGAGUCAGGUGUAAAUUGUCACGUGGGAUGUGACACUACCAAAAAACCCUUUAGCUGCUCCGAGUGUGGAAAACGUUUUCUCCACAGGCAGUCUCUCCACAGACACAUGAGAAUCCACACUGGAGAAAAACCUUUUUGUUGUGCUGUUUGUGGCGAGAAGUUUAGCAGGAAGACACAUUUUAAGACGCACAUGAGAGUUCACACAGGCGAAAAACCUUUUGAUUGUGGUUUUUGUGGUAAAAGGUUCAGCCAGAAGUCAAAUUUUAAGGAACACUUACGAGUCCACACAGGAGAGACUCCAUUUGGCUGUGAGGCUUGCGGGAAAAGAUUUAGAGUUAAUUUUACUCUUAAAAGACACAUGCGAGUCCACACGGGAGAAAAACCGUUUGUUUGUGUUGACUGUGGAAAGACAUUCAGUUCCAAUACGCACCUUAAGACACACACGAGAGUCCACACGGGAGAGAAACCAUUUAGCUGUGGUGUUUGCGGCGAGAGAUUUGCACAGCAAGGGGUUCUGAAGAGUCACACCAGAGUUCACACAGGUGAGAAGCCUUUCGGUUGUGGUCUCUGUGGAAAGAGAUUUAGACAGCAGAAUACUCUCAAGAGACACAUGAGCGUCCACACGGGAGAGAAGCCGUUCUCCUGUGGCGUCUGUGGCGAAAAAUAUACCAGACAGGGAAGUUUGAAGAGGCACAUGAAUGUACACACAUGACAGAUGUUGUACAACUGCAGCUUCAACAACUGAAUCACAUACCUGUCAUUUUGUGCCUGAACAUCUUGAAACUUUUGGGUUAUAAACACUGGACUUCUGUAACUGUUUUCUGGCCUUUGAUGGACCGGGCUUCUCUCAGUCUGUCUCACUGAUGUUUGAUCGAAUGUAUAAACACUACAUGACACUAAAUAAUGAAGUACUAAUAUUACUGAAACAGUAAUCUAAAAAAAUUUUAUUACACAUUUCUCAUCACUAAUGCAUUAUAAAGUAAUGCAUUAAUCUACAAAUGUACUUCCUGUUGCAUUACACUGUGUUACUCUGCAACACAUACCUGCACAAAACCUAAAAAGGGACAUGCAGAAAUGAUUAUUUUUAGUAGAUAUUUUGAAGUAUUUGCCCAAAACAAAGAAAAGUAGGUGAAUGACAGCCUGCAGAGAACUUCACAGAUGAUGUUCUUGUGUCUGGAUGUUUCUGAUUUGUAGUUUGCUCUUCAUGUGUAAAAUAUGCUGCUCUGUUGCCAGUAGACCUGUCUGUCUGUGCCUGGUUAUAUGCUACAAACACUGCCCUCUUUAUGUGAAAGUGCUCAUAGCUAGACUGGGUUGACUUAUUGAUCCUGAUUGCAAAUGUUAGUUUAAUAAAUCCUGGAUAUGCUGAGUUUUUUCCUCAUAGUGCAGGCCUCUGGAAUUUCAGUCUUGUUGCUGCCUUCACAAUUCACUGUUUUAAGGAUGGAAUAAAAACAGUUUCUUCCAGCUGCUUCCUUAUUUGCAGAUUACCACACAUUUAAGUUUUUCCACUAAUAA
Messenger RNA from Oreochromis niloticus (Nile tilapia), 5277 nucleotides. RefSeq lists its product as uncharacterized. Bases 425 to 4477 code for a protein of 1350 amino acids. The transcript has 11 exons. Gene Ontology annotation, molecular function: DNA-binding transcription factor activity, RNA polymerase II-specific; protein kinase activity; ATP binding. The record is from RefSeq and is a predicted model, not a curated record. NCBI's taxonomy places the organism in Eukaryota, Metazoa, Chordata, Actinopteri, Cichliformes, Cichlidae. Gene Ontology annotation, cellular component: nucleus. Gene Ontology annotation, biological process: regulation of transcription by RNA polymerase II; protein phosphorylation.